AUAUCCAGCCAUUGAGGCUUUUUUUAAAAAAAAGCAUGUCUAAAAGCUGGGAGAGAAUUAGUUUUAAGAAGUCUCCGCCUCUUGAGUUUGGAUUUUUUUUAAAUGGUCCAAGCCCCUCUCUGCUUGUGGCUGGUUUUUCAAGUCACACCAGUGGCUUGUUAAUAUUUUGCCCGAAAGACACCCACGGAUCUUUAGCCUUUUUUUGAAGCUGGCCUGUCCUCUCAGAAAGAGCCAGCAUCCUCUAAAGAAGCCAUCAGAAGCAGUGGGAAGAUGACUGAAAGCCCCCGAAUCAGGAACUCGCCAGAACCACAGAAUGUCUCGGAAGAUUCUGGAACAGGUCAGGAAGAGCCUGUAGCGUCUCUCUGGACCACAUCGGCCGACGGGCUGGUCAAACUCCGAAUGGACGCCACCUGCCCCCAGACCCCGAUGACGGUCCACCAGAUGUUUCAAGAAUCCCUCGAGAAAUACGGGUCGCUCCACGCGAUGGCCAGCAGAAAGGAGGGGAAGUGGGAAAAGAUUACCUUCUCGGAGUAUUAUGCCCUGUGCCGGAAAGCAGCCAAAAGCUUUUUGAAGCUCGGCCUGGAACGAUUCCACAGCGUUGCGAUUCUUGGGUUCAAUUCGGCGGAGUGGUUCAUUUCGGCCGUCGGGACAGUUUUUGCUGGCGGUAUCGUGACCGGGAUCUACACCACCAGUUCGCCUGAGGCCUGCCACUACAUCGCCCACGACUGCAGAGCUAAUAUCAUCGUGGUAGAAAACCAAAAGCAGCUGGACAAAAUAAUACAGAUCUGGGAUCGUUUGCCACACUUGAAAGCGGUCGUGAUGUACAAGGGCCCUCUGCUUGAGAAACGCCCCGGUUUGUACACGAUGGACAAAUUUAUGGAACUGGGCCACGAGGUAGAGGAUGAAACACUUGACGCCAUCAUCAACUCCCAGAGGCCGAAUCAGUGUUGUGUUCUGAUUUACACAUCCGGAACCACUGGGAAGCCAAAAGGUGCCAUGCUGAGUCACGACAAUAUCACGUGGACCUCCGCGCACGCCAGCCGGGCCGGCGACAUGCAGCCGGCCGAGAUCCAACAGGAGAGGAUUGUCAGCUACCUUCCCCUCAGCCACAUCGCGGCCCAAAUAUACGACCUCUGGACCGGGAUCAAAUGGGGAGAGCUGGUCUAUUUUGCUGAGCCAGAUGCUUUGAAGGGUGGCUUGGUGGACAUCCUCCGAGAAGCUCUGCCCACAUCGCACAUGGGGGUCCCUCGGGUCUGGGAGAAGAUCAUGGAGAAGAUCAAGGAGGUCUCCACUCAGUCUGGGUUUGUGAAGAAGAAAAUGCUCUCCUGGGCCAUGUCGGUCAGUUUGGAACGAAACCUGAGCUUCUCGAACAGUGACUUGAAACCUUUCCGAAUGAGACUGGCAGACGCCUUGGUGCUGGCAAAAAUCCGCCAGGCGCUGGGCUUUUCUCAGUGCCAGAAGCAUUUCUGCGGCGCCGCGCCCCUCUCGACCGAAGUCAUGCAGUUCUUCCUGGGCCUGAACAUCCCUUUAUAUCAAGCCUACGGGAUGAGCGAGACCACAGGCCCCCACUGCAUGUCGGGGCCGUACGUUUACCGACGUUACAGCUGCGGGAAGGCCGUCCUGGGUUGCAAAGUGAAACUGGCCCACGAGGACGAGGAGGGCCAUGGCGAGAUAUGCUUCUGGGGACGGACGGUCUUCAUGGGCUAUCUGGACAUGGAGGACAAGACCCGGGAGGCCAUUGACGAGGAGGGCUGGCUCCAUUCCGGAGACCUCGGCAAGAUAGACCAAGACGGAUUCGUCUACGUCACGGGGAGAAUUAAAGAGAUCAUUAUUACUGCUGGGGGCGAAAACAUUCCUCCCAUCCCCCUGGAGGAAGGCGUCAAGAAGGAGCUCCCACUGGUGAGCAACGCCAUGCUGAUCGGUGACCAGAGGAAGUUCUUAUCCAUGCUGCUGACUCUGAAAUGCGCCGUGGAUCCGGAGACCUCCGAACCCACAGACAACCUGACCCAAGAGGCCAGAGAUUUCUGCCAGAAAAUCGGCAGCAAAGCCGCGAAAGCAUCCGAGGUGGUGAAGCUGAAGGAUCAGGCGGUUUACCGGGCCAUUCAAGAGGGCAUCGACCGCGUCAACGCACGCGCCGUGGCCAAUGUCCAGCGCAUUCAGAAAUGGGCCCUCCUCGAGAAGGAUUUUUCCAUCUCUGGGGGAGAAUUUGGGCCGACGAUGAAACUCAAGCGUCAAGCCGUGGUGGAGAAGUACAAAGAUGAAAUCGACUCCUUUUACAAAAAUUAACGUCAAGUGCCGACGGGACCCCUCUCCGAGCUCCGUGGGACCGAGACGACUUGGAUAGGAUAAGCUAGAGUAGCAAUCUAGAGCAGCUGCUAUGCAGUUGCACCCACCCUUUUUAAAGAGGAGCAACUGGUGCUUACUGGGUCUUCACAAGGGAACAUUCCUAACGCCCAGUAUGUCACUUUGGAGGGUAUAUUCAGCCCGUUGAAACUCCAAUAGACACGGAAAUCAAUGUUGACCUUCAUUUAUAGUUUGUAGAUGCUGGAAAUGGGACGACCGAUUUGGGAUCAAGGUGAAAUAGUCUUUAAAUGCCCAGCAGACAGGACUCCUUCCAAGAUUGGAAUUUUUUUGGGGGGGGGGCAUUGCCGGGUAUAUGUUAAAAGAAAUUGUAUGCAGUCUAGCAAACAGAACCACCUACUAAUUUUGUAUUGUCUCAUAGGAUGUUUAAAUUGAAUGGAUUCAACCCUGGAGGAAAUAAAACUAAGUAAA
Molecule: messenger RNA, 2772 nt
Organism: Pogona vitticeps (central bearded dragon)
Lineage: Eukaryota; Metazoa; Chordata; Lepidosauria; Squamata; Agamidae
Gene: ACSBG1
Product: acyl-CoA synthetase bubblegum family member 1
Cellular component (GO): endoplasmic reticulum; membrane
Molecular function (GO): long-chain fatty acid-CoA ligase activity
Source: RefSeq, a predicted model, not a curated record